AUGUUCUCAUUCUACACAUUUGUCUUUGUUAUUUGCACAGCUUUCGUAUCGCAUUCGGAUGCCGAUUCGAUUACUCUUCAACAAUAUUCAACAAUUGAAAUUGGAUGGACUCGAGAUCAAGUAACACAACUUAUUGGUUCUCAAGGAAAUGUUAUUUCACAAUCUGGAUAUGAAAGUGGAAACUGGACAACGAUUCAAUACACUGGAUCAAAAUCAUCCUCAUCAGCAAAAUUUGGUUUUCAAGGAGAAAUACUUUACAGUAAAUCUCAAUAUGGUUUAGACACAACGGUUUAUCAAAUAACUCCACAACAAUAUUCAACAAUUCAAAUUGGAUGGACUCAAGAUCAAGUAACACAACUCAUUGGUUCUCAAGGAGUUAUUACAUCACAAUCUGGAUAUGGAGGUUCCAACAUGACAACAAUUCAAUAUACUGGAUCACAAUCAUCUUCAUCAGCAACAUUUACUUUUCAAGGAUCGGUACUUUACAGUAAAUCGCAAGAUAGAUUAGAUACAACAGUUUAUCAAAUAACUCAACAACAAUAUGAUCAACUUGCAAUUGGAUUGACUCGAGAUGAAAUCACAAAUUUAGUUGGUAAUCCAGGAAUUAUUACUUCGGAAACGGGAACAGGUAAUACAAGUAGUAUUAAUGUUCAAUAUCAACUGGCUGGAAGUUCAUAUGGUGUUGUGUAUCUGAGAUUUUAUGGGGAAAAACUUAACAGUCAAUAUGGAUAUGGAUUUGCAUCAACUAUCAAUAAUAAAAUCAGUUUUCAACAAUAUUCGAUCGUACAAGUCGGAUGGACUCAACAACAUGUUAUACAAUUUCUCGGAUGUCCAGGUACAAUUACAUCUCAAAGUGGAACACAAGAUUUAUCAAAUCAAUGGGCAACAAUUCAAUAUACUGGAUCAGAAUCAUCGUUUCCAUCGGUGGAAUUUAAUUUCCAAGGAGGAAAAAUUUACAGGAAGUCUCGAUAUGGAAUAGAUUUCCGAGUUUAUACAAUGACUCAACAACAAUUUCUCUCUAUACAAAUUGGAUGGACACGAAAUCAAAUCACAAAUUUUGUUGGAAGUGAAGGAAGUAUCAUUUCAGAGUCUGUAAGUGGAAAUACAAAUUAUACCACAGUUGUAUAUAUCGCACCUGGAAAUAGUUAUGGUACUGCUGAUCUCUAUUUUGUUAAUGAAACAUUAUCAUUAAAAAGUGGAAGUGUUUAUUUUUCAAGUUCGAAUACAAUUAAUCUUCAACAAUAUACAAAAAUUCAAAUUGGAUGGACUCAAGAUCAAGUAACACAACUCAUUGGUUCUCAAGGAAUCAUUACCUCACAAUCAGGAACGGUGGGUUCACCAAAUGGAUUGACAACUAUUCAAUAUACUGGAUCACAAUCAUCUUCCUCAUCAGCGACAUUUAAUUUUCAAGGAUCAAUACUUUACAGGAAAUCUCAAUAUGGAUUAGAUACGACAGUUUAUCCAAUAACACAACAACAAUAUAAUCAACUUGAAAUUGGAUGGACUCGAGAUGAAGUCACAAAUUUAGUUGGUAAUCCAGGAAUCGUUACUUCAGAAUCGGGAACAGGUAAUACAACGAGUAUUAAUGUUCAAUAUCAACCAGCCGGAAAAUCAUCUGGGAGUGUUUCUCUGGGAUUUUACGCUGGAAAACUUCGCAGUAGAUCUGAAUAUGGUUUCAAAUAA
Messenger RNA from Adineta ricciae, 1683 nucleotides. The record is from the annotation of a GenBank genome assembly. Lineage: Eukaryota; Metazoa; Rotifera; Eurotatoria; Adinetida; Adinetidae.